AUGGGGCGCCAGCCUCCAUUGCGCCAGCCAGCCACCAAGACCCACAGACACAAAGGCCGAGCCGAGUCACGCUGCGGAGUCAAGCAGGCACCCAAGAAGAAGGCAGCAGCCAAGCCCAAGAAAGCAGGACCCAGCGUAGGCGAGCUCAUCGUCAAGGCUGUGUCCGCCUCCAAGGAGAGGAGUGGCGUGUCCCUGGACGCGCUCAAGAAGACUCUGGCAGCAGGCGGCUAUGACGUGGAGAAGAACAACUCCCGCGUCAAGAUCGCAGUCAAGAGCCUCGUCACCAAGGGCACCCUGGUCCAGACCAAGGGCACCGGAUCCUCCGGCUCUUUCAAGCUCAACAAAAGCUGUCGAGGCGAGGAAGCCCGCAAAGAAAGCCGCAGCCCCCAAAGCAAAGAAGGUGGCCGCAAAGAUGCCCCUGCGGCUAAGAAGCCCAAUAAGGUAGCAGCCAAGAAGCCCGUCGCUGCAAAGAAGUCCCCCGAGAAGGCCAAGAAGCCCGCUACACCUAAAAAGGCCGCCCAGAGCCCCAAGAAGGUGAAGAAGCGGCAUGGUUAG
Molecule: messenger RNA, 555 nt
Organism: Coregonus clupeaformis (lake whitefish)
Lineage: Eukaryota; Metazoa; Chordata; Actinopteri; Salmoniformes; Salmonidae
Product: histone H1-like
Exons: 2
Coding region: 1-555 (184 amino acids)
Biological process (GO): chromosome condensation; nucleosome assembly; negative regulation of DNA recombination
Cellular component (GO): nucleus; nucleosome
Molecular function (GO): structural constituent of chromatin; double-stranded DNA binding; nucleosomal DNA binding
Source: RefSeq, a predicted model, not a curated record